Molecule: messenger RNA, 1802 nt
Organism: Coffea eugenioides
Lineage: Eukaryota; Viridiplantae; Streptophyta; Magnoliopsida; Gentianales; Rubiaceae
Product: aspartate carbamoyltransferase 1, chloroplastic
Exons: 6
Coding region: 364-1557 (397 amino acids)
Biological process (GO): 'de novo' pyrimidine nucleobase biosynthetic process; amino acid metabolic process
Molecular function (GO): aspartate carbamoyltransferase activity; amino acid binding
Source: RefSeq, a predicted model, not a curated record
AAUUACUUGCCGUUUUCUUUUUCCUUUAAAUUUUAUAUGGUGUUUUUCAGUUCUUUGCCUGUUUAAAUGCACCUAAUGACCAGAAAGUUUGAGCAUUAAAGAUUUUCUUUGGAGAAAAUCAACGGAAAAAAAAAAGCUUGAAAUGUUGAUGCUCACCUGAAAGUAUGUAAAUUCUAAUAUUUGAAAACGGCUUUUAUAAGUAUUUCCUUUUAACAAAAUAGUAGUGAAAAUCCAUGAUACGUAUGGACGGUGAAAUUUAGUCUGGGUUCCAUAAUUUCGCAGUCUCCAUCGAACACCCUUGGAAGCCUUUUCUAAGCCAUCCCGCAAGGCGCAAAAUUCGGAUUUUGAGAUAUUCCUACUGUAAUGGCAUCUUCUGCUGCAUUUUCUACAUAUGCAUUGCAUGGAAGUAAGCUUGCUUCGCGGACAAUGUGGGCCAAUACUUUUAAUGAGCAUACUUACAGUUGUUCAAUCCUGCAAUUAAAGCAAUCAAUUUGUGGUAAGCCUAGUUCCUUGUCGGUCGAAAUUCCUUUUGAACUGCAACCAAAUGGAAGGUUAGUCUCCAAGAAUAGAAUCAUAUGCAGUGCAUUCAAGGUUGAGAAUACACCAUCAGUCAUGGUUGGGAAUAAGUUUCAACUUGAGGAUGUCAUUGAGGCUCAGCAAUUUGACAGAGAGACACUGAAUGCAAUAUUUGAAGUGGCACGUGAGAUGGAGUUGGUUGAGAAGAAUACUCCUGGAAGUCAACUUCUUAAAGGGUAUCUAAUGGCCACACUUUUUUAUGAGCCCUCAACUAGGACUAGGCUGUCAUUUGAGUCUGCCAUGAAGCGUUUGGGUGGGGAGGUUCUGACGACAGAAAAUGCACGCGAGUUCUCAUCAGCAGCAAAAGGCGAGACACUUGAAGAUACUAUAAGGACAGUUGAAGGUUACUCAGACAUAAUUGUGAUGAGACACUUUGAAAGUGGUGCUGCCAGAAGAGCAGCAACAACAGCCAGCAUUCCCAUUAUUAAUGCUGGAGAUGGUCCCGGACAGCAUCCAACUCAGGCCCUUCUUGAUGUAUACACCAUUGAAAGAGAGAUUGGAAAGCUCGAUGGAAUUAAAGUCGGACUAGUUGGAGAUCUUGCCUAUGGAAGAACAGUUCGAUCACUUGCUCAUUUACUAGCCAAGUACCAUGAUGUGAAAAUCUACUUUGUGUCACCUGAUGUUGUAAGAAUGAAGAAUGACAUAAAGGAUUAUCUGACAUCUAUGGGGAUUGAAUGGGAAGAAAGUGCAGAUUUAAUGGAUGUUGCUUCUAAAUGUGACGUCAUUUAUCAAACCCGAAUCCAACGAGAAAGAUUUGGAGAAAGGAUUGAUCUUUAUGAAGAAGCUAGAGGCAAGUAUAUUGUUAACCAGGACGUCUUAAAUGUAUUGCAAAAACAUGCAGUAGUGAUGCAUCCUCUCCCAAGGCUUGACGAGAUAACGGUGGAUGUGGACAAAGAUCCAAGAGCUGCCUACUUCAGACAAGCGAAGAAUGGUCUCUACAUUAGAAUGGCUCUUUUAAAGCUUUUACUUCUUGGUUGGUAGAAGACGGCCAUGGGUUUUCUUUCCGACAGUAGCGAGUGGUGCUUGCUUCUAUGUGGAGCAGCUAGGUUUCACUUUUAAGAGGCUUUUUGGCUAAUUUUCCUUUGACGAUUGAUAUGAGCACAAAAUUCAUACUUGCUGCCGAGUUGUACCUUACUUUGGCACACAUUGAUGGCUAACUUUUGCUGCAUUUUCCGAUUCUAAUCAAUGAUGAUGUGCCCGAGAAAUGAAAAACCCUCAGUUCUGCA